Messenger RNA from Camellia sinensis, 860 nucleotides. RefSeq names its product protein translation factor SUI1 homolog. The record is from RefSeq and is a predicted model, not a curated record. Gene Ontology annotation, biological process: translational initiation. Gene Ontology annotation, molecular function: translation initiation factor activity. Lineage: Eukaryota; Viridiplantae; Streptophyta; Magnoliopsida; Ericales; Theaceae.
AUAUAUCCUCAAAAACCACUUUCUCUGUCGACCUUUUUAUCUUAUACCAAUUCCUAAACCCCUCUCUCCCUCUCUCUCUCUCUCUGGAAGCUUCGUUCUUCUGAUUCGCUCGGCUCCAUCUUCGAUUUCUUCCUCAACCUGUUCGAAACCAUAACUUUUCAGAUCAGUGCUCGGCGUUUGGUCCGUUCAAUUCUAGCAGCCAAGGUUCAUGUCUGAGCUCGACAUCCAGGUCCCAACAACCUUCGAUCCAUUCGCUGAGGCAAAUGCUGAGGACUCGGGUGCUGGGUCAAAGGAAUAUGUUCAUGUCCGUAUACAGCAGCGUAAUGGUAGGAAAAGCCUGACCACUGUCCAGGGGUUGAAGAAGGAAUUCAGCUAUAACAAGAUACUCAAGGACCUUAAGAAGGAGUUUUGCUGCAAUGGUACCGUUGUCCAGGAUCCAGAGCUGGGCCAGGUUAUCCAACUUCAAGGUGAUCAGCGAAAGAAUGUCUCGGCCUUUCUUGUUCAGGCGGGCAUUGUGAAGAAGGAACAUAUCAAGAUCCAUGGUUUUUAAAUACCAGCGGUAGGGAGCAGAUUGUUCCUGAGGUACCAGCUGUUGCUGUAUUUGAAAGUAGAAAACUAUAGGGUCUCGUAAGUAGUCCUACAUGUAUUUUGAAUCUAUGUUCAGCUUGUCCUCUUAACCUUGGUGGAAAAUGUUUGUGUGUUUUAAGUUCAACUGUUUGGAUAUGUCCAAUGUAUGGUGCUCACAGGUUGAAAACUUCAUUAUGUAUAUCAUGGAUUGUUGUUAUGCAUCCAUAGCUAUCCAGAGUUAUAUUUUUAUUAACUGUUAUUUGGAUGGAAUAUGUUUCAACAUCUUUAUUUCA